Molecule: messenger RNA, 3034 nt
Organism: Oncorhynchus masou masou (cherry salmon)
Lineage: Eukaryota; Metazoa; Chordata; Actinopteri; Salmoniformes; Salmonidae
Exons: 8
Coding region: 30-1589 (519 amino acids)
Biological process (GO): zymogen activation
Cellular component (GO): plasma membrane
Molecular function (GO): serine-type endopeptidase activity
Source: RefSeq, a predicted model, not a curated record
ACCAGUUAUUCUCGUCAGUUUCAUUCACCAUGGCGAUGCUCAGCGUAACAGUGCUCACCGUCUUGUGGCUUGGGCAGUCAGCCAGGGUGGUUUGGACUCAAGGCCCUCUUCCAGCCCCCUCGCUCUCUUUCUACCGUCCCCGUUUUGGCCUCAACAUCCAACUUUUCUCAGAUGUGGAGCUGAUCUGCACACUUCCGACAAACGUCAGAUUGCCAAUAACUGUCUCUUUUAGCUGGGACAACCAAUCCCUCUCUGCAAUACAUUCCCUCACUAUACAAAACAGAGUUGAUGUCAGGUUCACCACGAAAGCCAUUGCAGCCAAUGAGGGGAUCUACGUAUGCUGGUACAAUGCCAGCAAUACUGGAGACGUGUCGGCAAAAAGCAAUCCAGCCAAUCUUACCAUCUCCUCUCUUCCAGGGCCAAUUUUGGUGAUUCCCGCCUUCAUACCCAUCGGAGGAAACUACACCAUCAUCUGCCAAACUACCACCCGCUUCCCCAACAGAACCCUGGCCCUUUACUACAGACAGCUGCCUGUUACUGUGGGAAACGAGAUCUUUAAGUUUCAGGGGUCAGCGGCCCUUCUUGACAGCCACGAUUCCAUCACACUGACCAGGUGGCUAGUGGACAGCACAGAAAACUUUGAGUUUGUCUGCAGACUAGAGAUUGUGGACUUCAACCAGCAUAUUUACCUCUCUCCUCCCUCCAGUUCACUCCCAGCUAUUGCAGAGGAGGCGCCUAUCCGUCUUGUGCCCCAGUUUCAGGGCUCCAUGUGCCUGGGACAACUGGAGGUGCAGGUCAGAGGCAGCUGGGGCCCUGUAUGCCAACAGAUAGAAAGCUGGAACCGGGCAAUGGGUAUCGUGGUUUGUCGAGAGCUGGGCUGUGGGACACUAUCUUCCGUCUCGACGAAGCAAGACUACAACCAUAAGGUUGACUACUCCAUCGGUUCCAUAUUGUGCAGAGGAAUUGAGGGACGACUCAGAGAGUGUCAGAUUGAUGCGGUGCAGCCCCUUUGUAACUCAAGGAAGGGGGUGAAAAUGGUUUGCUCAGAUGCUCUGCCAACUACUAAGAUCUCAGUCACAGGCUACAGAGAGGUGUCGAGAGUCGACAUCAGUGAUGAGCACUCGUUGGAAUUGUCCUGCAUGUUCAAUGCCCCUUGGUUUGGUACGGAAAAGCUUUUCAUGGACUUGACGAGGGUCUCCAUAGAUUCGUACAUUAACACAAUCGACAACGUGCAAAUCGCCUCAGGAGAGGAGAUGAGGACCAUGCUUCAUGCGCCUAUCUUAUCAGGAGAGUAUGCCUGUAGAAUUAGAGGGUCUGAACAGACUGUGUCCUCAGUGAAGAUCUUCGUGAGCAAGUGGUACAAACCAAAUGUUGGACUCAUCAUCACGGCUCUCCUCACAACCGUAUCUGGAGCAGCCAUAUUAGUGUAUAUGUGUGUAUAUCGUGUCCAGAAGGGGGAGACAGCAAAUGCUGUCACUUCUCAAGGGGUGUCCACAGCUGACCCAGAGGCCUCAGCAGGAAUGGAGAGAGUGUCUAGAAACAUGCAGGAAGCCCCGCCCGAAAAUCUCCAUAUAAUCCCUAUGCAGUAAACUUUUUGUGUAUUUACAAUUAAAUAAAAACAUAUGGGCCUGUCUGAAACGUCACCCUAAACCUUAUAUAUAAGGUAGUGUCCUACUUUCUAUCAGUCAUGUGGCUCUGAUGAAGAAGUUGUGCACAGUAAAGGGACCCACUGGGCACACACUGGUUGAAUCAAUGUUGUUUCCAUGUCAUUUCAGUGAAAUUAUGUUGAACCAACGUGGAAUAAACGCUUAAUUUAUGUCUGUGUCCAGUGGGGAGUAGGGUGACAUUUGUAAUUUGCCCUAUAGGUGUUUCCUCACGAAACUAAAACAAAAAAAUACCAUGAUUUUGGGGAUUUUCACAAAAAUUACUCCACGAACGUAUUAAUGUCCCAAAGUGGGUUCUCUACUAGUCGUAACGUUAUGGCCCAUUUUAUACAGAGAAAUUGGCUUGGUAGGCAAUGUAACCAAUCACAGCCCUCCUUGGACAUCCUGCAAAGCACCAAAUUGGAUCAUAACUUUAAAAGUAGCAGAGAUCCCACUCUUGAAUGUUGAUAUGUCUGUAGAGCAUAUUAUGUUCAACAAUAAAUAGAAUACUUAGCUCAAUCAAAAAAUUUGAUAUUUUCAAUAUGCACGUUUACAUUUUUCAAUAUUUAUACAUUUAUGUUAGAAAUGUGUUAUUGAAAUCAAAAUACUACUCAUAUUACAGAGCAAGGGGAGAAGCUUCACGCCAACAAUUGCUUUAUAGCACCUACAGAUGAAACAUGGAGUCUUAAAGGAGGCCUGGGUUAGGCCAAAAUGUCAUAGAAUAUUCUAACUUCAAUGAAUUAUUUCCCAAUUAUCUUUUGUGUCAAAUAUAUGUCAACAAUCUUUCCAGGUCCUUCUAUGGAUUAAAUGUUGUGAAAAUAAUGUUCUAGUAACAUGAGGAACCACUACUACAGUAUGUCUGUGAUUAUGCUUCUGUAAUGCAAUCUAAUAAGACUGUCUUGAGGAGGAUAGGAAGUCUUAAAUAGUUCAAUCAAACUCAAUUGUUGUAUAGGAAAUGAACGUGAGAUAAAACAGUGGGUCUGAACUUUGGAUGUUGCCUUUAAUUAUAUGUUUGAUGUGUCCCUUCAUAAGACAAUGACCGGUAACUAACUGGGGUUUUGAGUGCUUGUUGUAUUCGGCAAAUGAUCAGUACUUUAUUCAUACGAAUAAUCAGUUAUCAGUUUAAUGUGGUUGAAUACUCUGAAAUUCCAAAGUGCUCAACAUUGUAGUUUCAUUUGAUCAAAGGAUGUGCUAGAUGGUGCCAGAGAUGUAUGUGAAGCACACACAAUUCAGAAAAAAGACAACAACAAAAAUAAAUGUAAGAGACAGCAGGCAGUGAUUAUAGAUCUCAGAUUCAUUUAAUUUGUUAUAUUUUUUUGUUAAAAAGUCAAUUGAAACAAAUUAUGUAGGUUGUUGAGAAAACUUUGACAAAUAAAUCUGGUCGCAACAUC